GUGGAUGAAAGGCAACAAAAUUUAGAAGCAAAGUAAUUCCAUUUGAAAUGAAAAGCGUUUUUGGUUAAUAUAAGUGAAUGCGAAAAUCCAAAACACUACUUAUCCUUUUCCCACCAUCACAAGAAACAGUGGCAGCAUCAAAAUUAGAAAACCCAUAAGUCAUGCAUCCUCAUAAACACAAAUAUAAAACAUGGUUCCAUGCAUGCAUCCCAAAACAAACCAUCAUAAUAAUGUCUGUGAGUCCACCAAGAGAAAGAAGCAACAACAAUAACAAUGGAUUCCAACUAUACUGGUGCUUCCAGUGCAACCGCAUGGUGCGAGCCGCACACGAUAACAACCCAUCCUGUCCACGCUGCUUUGGCCAAUUCAUCCAAGAAAUCAACAUGCCAACCCCAAGACUCUUUCUCGAUUUUACCCCUAACACUAACCACCCUUCUCCACAGCCCCGUCUUCUAGAAGCUCUCUCCCUCAUGCUCGAUCCCGCCUUCCAACAACCCCGUCGCCGCCCCCGCAUCCGCCGCCGCCAACCUUCCGACACACCCGACCCCCACCCUACAACUCGUCCCCGAACCUGGAUCAUUGUCCAUCCCAUCGGUGCUUCCCCCGAGGAGCUCGAAGCCAUGGUUCCGCCGCCGCGCCGCGACCGUCCGGUGGUGCCGAUCGGGGUGGACUCCAGGGACUACUUCCUUGGUCCGGGACUGAACGAGCUGAUCGAGCAGAUUACCGAGAAUGAUAGGCCGGGUCCGGCGCCGGCGGCGGAGAGAGCAAUCAGAGGGAUACCGAGAGUGAAAAUAGAAGCACAGCAUCUGAAAGAGAAUUCUCAGUGUCCGGUUUGUCAGGAAGAGUUUGAGGUUGGUGAAGAAGUGAGGGAGCUUCCAUGUAAGCAUGUUUAUCACUCUGAUUGCAUUGUUCCGUGGCUGAGGCUUCAUAAUUCUUGCCCCGUUUGCCGCCAUGAGGUGCCCGAUGGUGAUGAUGAUGAUGAAUGUGUUGCUGAGGGGAGGUUUCAGAGGUGCUUGAGGUGGACGAGGGUUUCUUCUCUUUGGCCAUUUCAUCACCACCGUCGACGUGUUCAUCCUGCUGAUCCAGGACCAGGAGAGAAUAAUAACGCUACUGCUUCUCUCAGGGUACCUAAUCCAAGACGCUCUUGCACCAUUCUUUAACUAAAGCUCAGGUGCUGAAUUCAGUUGUAAUUUAUUGGCAGCUCUGUCAUCGCAGUUUAGGCAACUUGUCAUGCUGUAAUUCAGUUGAGCAUCUUGAACUUGCACUUCACACGAGUUAAAAUUGUCUUCGGGUUUUCACGUUUCAAUCAUGUUAAAACUGGAGUUCAUCUUCACAAUAUACAAAGUUGGAGAACAGUGUAAACCGUCGUGAAAAAGGGCACUUCUCCCUGAUUCCGUGGAUGUGGCAUUUGUUUGUUAUUCUUUUAGCAUAUAAAAUGUAUAUAGCUUAAUACAGUUAAUUAAUGAAUGGCUAGAGUACAUGUUACUGCAAUAUACGAUGCCAUGUCGUAUCACAAUGUUACUUUGGUUAUCCCGUUAUAUCUAUAUGCUGUAAUUAUUAUGUUAUUAACAAUGACAGUCGUUAAAAGGAACAUAAUUAUAAUUGGAUUACUAUAAAAUUCAUUCACCGACUGAGGUGAAAUCAACAUUAAACAUUAAAGUCAUGCGUAUAUUCAUGAGAUAAAAGUUUCUAUGAAAAGACAUCUCGUCACAUAUCUUGAUAAACUGGGACUUUAAAAGUAUGAAGAAAUUUUUAAUGAGUAACAACUCUGUCU
Arachis ipaensis is the source of this 1774-nucleotide messenger RNA. Its product is annotated as E3 ubiquitin-protein ligase RING1-like. Gene Ontology annotation, biological process: protein ubiquitination. Gene Ontology annotation, cellular component: cytoplasm. Gene Ontology annotation, molecular function: ubiquitin protein ligase activity. Lineage: Eukaryota; Viridiplantae; Streptophyta; Magnoliopsida; Fabales; Fabaceae. The record is from RefSeq and is a predicted model, not a curated record.